This is a messenger RNA of Lineus longissimus, 1967 nucleotides long. RefSeq names its product all-trans retinoic acid-induced differentiation factor-like. Gene Ontology annotation, biological process: positive regulation of osteoblast differentiation. Lineage: Eukaryota; Metazoa; Nemertea; Pilidiophora; Heteronemertea; Lineidae. The transcript has 7 exons. The record is from RefSeq and is a predicted model, not a curated record. Gene Ontology annotation, cellular component: intracellular membrane-bounded organelle. Bases 12 to 800 code for a protein of 262 amino acids.
UUCUCCACCGGAUGGCCAGAUCACGUGAGUCACAAGAUUUGGUCAAAAUGGCAGCUACCGUAUCUGUCAAAAUCGUCAAAUUUUCUACGAUUUUUACCCUUAUAAUUCUAAAUUCACUAACUUCUUUGUCUUGGUGUGUAGCUGACGUACUUGACGAAACUGCUAGUAAGAUUGAUAUAUGCCAUAUGAAAUCAUGCCACCCAGUCACGAUGAACCAAACUAGUGUUAUAUAUGACAACUGUAUGAAGAACAAUUAUACUAUUUCUGACAGAUGUUGCCAUGAUGCCAACGGCACAGUUUUUGGCCUUGACCUGUCUGUUUGUUCCCUUAAGUCAAUUCCUGCAUUGGUUGAUAUCUCGCAUUCAGAAUGGAUAGCUCUUGAAGACAAUCCUUUAGUAUUCAGCGAUGAAAACAGCACACAUUAUGAAGCAUUUAGAAGUUUGAACAAUAUACAGUACUUGUCUUUACCAGGUCAUUUUCUCUGCCCUGGUGGACAAGAAGCUUGGAAGGAAACGACAGAGGGCAAAGGUGUCACUGUUUGUAGGAUUGAGCAGGAUGUUUGUAUUGCAGACAACUCAACUUAUCAAUGUCCAGACGAUUCACACUGUGUUCAUGAUGGCCCAGGACUCAUACAGUGCCAGUGUAAUGGAGACUUGUAUGGUUACAGAUGUUUGAGAUCAGGUCAUUUUCCAAUGGGGUUAUAUUAUGGAGUAUUGUGUGGUUGUACUGUGUUCAUAUGUGCAUUUCUGUGGUUGACACAGCGCAGGAAGGCGGUUUGUAUAUCUAUCAAGGUGGACUGAGUGACAAGAAAGGACGACCAAUAACACCGACAAUUUUUUUUGUGUAUUUAAUCUCAUUUUGUUUCUAUGGUGUUCCAGAGCAUGGAAUGCAUGAAUGAAACAAAUGCAGAAAUGUUUGCUACUGAGUGCCAUAGCGAGGAAAAACUGCCAGUUAAUCAUGGCGAAACCCAUUUGUGAUGUGUGGGAAACAUAGUGAAAAUGUGAGAAGGAUUGUAAAAAGACUUGCUGUGCAUGUCUGUAAAUUUUUGUAAACAUUUUACUUAAGUUAUCUAUUGCCAAAAAAUACAGAUCUGUAUACAUCGGCUCUUUGCACAUUCAGAUUCAUUGAAGAAAUCGUGUCUUAUUGUUUUUUGGUGCAGAAAAAUAUGGUGUAAUAAAGGGGGACUAUAGCCGGAGCUCUGGAGCCAAUUGGUAACUUAGUGAUAACAAAUUCCUUGUGAAAGCAAAAAUAGUGUCAUUUCACUGUGAGAUAGUAGAGAUGGUGCCUACUUGCAACUUGGCAAAACCUGAUGUGGUCCUUCUGGCUCCUGUCUAUAGUUUCCCUUUUAACUAUAAAGCUAGUGCCUGUUAAAGAGAACUGCCAGAUUGUGUUUGAAAUUAAGUGCCUUCCUGUAUUGCAUUUAUCCCAAAGGUAGGGAGUAUGGUGAGGGUCAGUGGGAGUAAGGUUUGGGCCAGUGAGAAUAUGGUUAGGGCUGGUGGGAGUAUGGUAAGGUGCAGAGGGAGUGUGGUUAGAGCCAGUGGGAUUGUGAGAAGGGCCAAUGGGAUUAUGGGCAGGAACAGGGAGUGUGGUUAGGGGAAGGGGGAAAAGCCUGUCAAAAAUACCUGUAUCAUGUCAAGUUGAUGUAAUACAUGUGUUUUUUAAACUCAGAGGUGACUAUUGUAAUCUAUACACACAUGUGAUACAUCAUUGUGAGACAAUUAGUUACUGUGUGUGCUCAUUUAGAAGAGCCAGGGGUCCGUCUUAUUAUUUCAUUCUUAUAAUGUAGUGAAGUUUAUUCCUGCAAAUCAAGGGCUUGUUGGUACAAUCUUCUCCAGCAUUGCUGCAUACACAGUAUUUCAGCAUAAAAAGGUAUUCUAAACUGCUGCUGUAAUUCACUCUGUAAAUGAAUGUGCUGGUAAUUACUAGAUUCUGUGUAUUUGUAAAAAGAAACAAAAUAUAAUAUUGAA